AUGGCUGCAUUUGCAACCGCAGAAGCGUGUGACAGCAACGCAGAACUAAUAUCAAACGGCGACCUACGCGCUCUCUAUCCAAAUUUCAAGAUCUACGGCCAAAGAAGAUGCUUCUCAGGACCAAUCGUGACACUCAAGGUAUUCGAAGACAAUGUCCUAGUCAGAUUCCAUCUAGAGACAAAAGGAGAAGGCAGAGUCUUGGUCAUAGACGGUGGUGGAAGCACCAGAUGCGCGCUUGUCGGAGGAAACCUGGGACAGUUAGCUCAGAACAACGGGUGGGCAGGAAUUGUUGUGAAUGGAUGCGUUAGGGAUGUUGAUGAGAUCAAUGACUGCGAUGUUGGAGUUAGGGCAUUGGGAUCUAACCCGUUGAAGUCUAGCAAGAAAGGUAAUGGAGAGACUAAUGUGCCUGUUCAUGUUGGAGGAACUUUGAUUAGAGAUGGAGAGUGGCUUUAUGCUGAUAGUGAUGGUAUCUUGAUCUCCAAGACCGAGCUCUCCAUUUGA
Messenger RNA from Microthlaspi erraticum, 501 nucleotides. NCBI's taxonomy places the organism in Eukaryota, Viridiplantae, Streptophyta, Magnoliopsida, Brassicales, Brassicaceae. The record is from the annotation of a GenBank genome assembly.